Molecule: messenger RNA, 348 nt
Organism: Thlaspi arvense
Lineage: Eukaryota; Viridiplantae; Streptophyta; Magnoliopsida; Brassicales; Brassicaceae
Source: the annotation of a GenBank genome assembly
GAAGUGGAAGAAGAGGUUUCAAGAUGGGAAGGCUACGCCGAUUGGAGAAACAAAGCCGCCGUGAAAGGCCGUCACGGUGGCAUGCUCGCCGCUUCUUUUGUCCUAGUGGUGGAGAUAUUAGAGAAUCUAGCGUAUCUGGCGAAUGCAAGUAACCUCGUGUUGUACCUAAGAGAGUACAUGCACUUGUCUCCAUCCAAAUCGGCCAAUGACGUCACCAAUUUCAUGGGCACAGCUUUUCUCCUAGCUCUUCUUGGCGGUUUCCUCUCCGACGCUUUCUUCUCCACUUUCGUCAUCUUCCUCAUCUCAGCCUCCAUUGAGUUUCUGUUGUAUCUUUCGCUUAAGUUCUAA